Fusarium venenatum is the source of this 1026-nucleotide messenger RNA. The record is from RefSeq and is a predicted model, not a curated record. Lineage: Eukaryota; Fungi; Ascomycota; Sordariomycetes; Hypocreales; Nectriaceae.
AUGGAUAGGACCACAUUUCUUUGUGACCGAUCGGGCAUUUGGGCUGUUCAGUGGCUGGUUUCAUUUUCGUCCGAAUUCAUUGCGGUGAGGGUCUAUGAUACAGACCUUGCUUUUGUCCAUGACUGGAGUCAAUCCCCACGGAUCAACAAGAACGUUUCGUUGGCUAUCAAUCAAGAUAUCGAAUCUACCGAGCUCGGCGUUGAACAUUCUCUUGGUGCAACAAUAUCAUCUUUAUCUUGUGAUCUCUACAUCACAGCUUCGCGCCGCCUUCCUACUAUCAAAGAUCAGCACACUAUUGGUGGAGGAUCUAUUCAUUUGCGUCUUUACGCCGCGACUGACAAUCAUGACAUGGAAAUGACGCAUCAGUUUCAUCAGUGCAGAUCUUUCCAGAGCAAGGCAGCCGAGGUCAUGAGAAGGGUACUAUCUGAGACACGGCGUAUAUGCAGUCAAGUCUUAUCGUUGAUGCAACUCGUGGUUUUGCCACCGGUUGCGGAAGGCUUGCGGCUGAAGUUAGCUGACAUUCAGGGGAGGGAGAAAAACCACCUCGCUCGCUUGUUGUCCAGAGUUACACGCAAGUCCCGGAUGGCUUACGAUUACAAACAACUGUGCGCAUUUGCGGCUUCUGCAACGGAGCGGCUACCUCACGUAAACAUGCCGACACAUGGGCGCUCGCUGGUGGAUCGCGAGCCGUUUAAAGCCGACGCCCCGAGAAUGAAUGGCCAAAAGAAGGUUGGGUUCACCCAGUCUGCUUAUAAUUCGGGAUAUCGAGAUUUCAGUGUCAUUGUCAACGGUGAUUCCGAGAGACGAGCCGCUAGUUUAUCGAUUUAUUCUAGAAUAACACCCCUGGAACCUGAAUCAUGCAUCCGUACUAAGGCCGGGCACGAGCAAUCAAGUGACAUAUUGGUGGAUAAGGCUCGGCCCAGAAUGUUCGAAUUGGAUUGGCGUAAAGUACAGGAAUUCAAUGUUGAAACCAGAAUACAGGUAUUAACAAUCAGAACAUAUCAGUACAUUUGCAUGCAAAUGUAA